ACCUACUACGAAACUUUAAUGGCUGGACAUAAAACAAAUCCGUCCUUUAUUAUUGGGCUGGAGCCUGCGCCACCUUGUGCUGAAAAAAAUAAAUCGUUAUUUUUUUAUGAUACAACGUUUGCUUUAUGGGAACCGUUUUCGGCUAAAUCUAGUUGUAACUUGCAAGAAACGUUUGCUCAAUUGAAAAGAAAAAGGAUAGUUUCUUUUUUGCAUCGAAAUUCUUUCUUUCGAAGUGUGGAAGCGUAGACAAGACACCUAGUCAAAGUGCUUUGCAGUUUUCUGUUGUCGUGUUUUGCAAAAAGCAAGUGCGUCGACCGUCGCUUCCAAGUCUGGCAACGCCGUGUGUGCCGUGUCGCGUGCACGGCGUUUGUUUAUACAACCAGUUUCGCCUCGUUGCACGCAACGCGCGUUUCUCGUUUUCGGUUAUCAUCUGAGUUUUCCUGUCUGUAUUCUGCCCUUCGACCGACCGACCCACCGACAAACCCUCCGACCGGCCACGGACUGACUGAUAAGAUUUGCGGACCGAUUUCCGACUUUGCUACCGGGCAGAAUGUCCAACGCAAGGAAUCGCCGACACAGAAGAGACCGCACGGACGCGCAGUACGCAGCGGCAAUGAUGAGGCGACAGCGUGUGCUGCGGGACCGCCUGAACCCCUUUGAGGAUUUCGACGAGGAUGGGCUGCAGCAACGGUUCCGAUUUGGAAGAGCGGGCAUAAUGUUUCUCGCCGACACACUGCGUCCGGACUUGGAGCGCCGUACACGUCGUAGCCGCGCCCUCUCUGCGGAGCAGCAAGUGAUCAUCGCCUUGCAGUUCUACGCAACUGGGAACUUUCUGAUCACUGCAGGCGACUACAUCCGCGUGCAUGUGUCAAGUGCUUCACGGGCUGUGAGGCAAGUCACCGUAGCGCUGGCUCGUCGAGCACAAGACUUCAUACGAUGGCCUGACGCUGCGGAGGGGGCAGCCUUGCAGCACAAGUUCUACGACAUGGCCGGCUUUCCUUUGGUCGUGGGUGCUGUUGACGGUACCCAUGUCCGGAUCCAGGCACCCCAUGUGCACGAGGAGGCGUACGUCAACCGCCAUGGAUACCAUUCCAUCAACGUACAGGUGGUCGUUGACGCCUCUUCUCGGAUUCGCAACGUGGUUGCAAGGUGGCCUGGAAGCACCCACGACUCUCGGAUCUUCACGGAGAGCACCUUGGCAGUCAAGCUGGCCAGUGGAGAGUACGACGGCCUGCUGCUUGGUGACAGCGGCUACUCCUGUCAACCUUGGCUGAUGACGCCAUUCCUGUCGCCGUCAUCAGCAGCCGAGGUCGCAUACAAUACGGCACACACGACGACAAGAAGCAUUGUUGAACGGACAAUCGGCCAACUCAAGCGGAGGUUCCAUUGCCUUCACGCUGAGCUCCGAAUGGCUCCAGAACGGUGCUGCGACAUCAUUGUCGCGUGCUGUGCCCUUCACAACCUGGCCAAGAGGUACCCCUGCAGGACACCCGUGGCCGCCAUCCCCGCUGAGGUUCCCGUUGAGCCCGUAGCAGCCAACCGUGCUGAGAGCAACGAGGCCCGAGACUUUAUUGUCAACCAUUUCUUCGGCUAAGUAUCCUGCUGUCGCUCGGCCCUUCUCUGGUACUGCUGUGCAGCCUCACGGGUCCAGCGCUGGUUGUGCUGCACAACAGGAGAGGCCAGUGUUCUCUGUGCUGCGUCGUCUUCAACUGUACUGCUGCCAGAUGACGAGGGUGGCGGCGUCGUCACCCUUCCCGUGCAGCUGCUGUAGUGACACGCAUGACCAGGAAAUUGUUUGAGGUUAAAGGGAUACUACAACAAAAUUUCGGGUUUCAUUUUUUGGUCUAUAUGUGUUCGAAGGAGCAGUAUCA
Ixodes scapularis (black-legged tick) is the source of this 1871-nucleotide messenger RNA. RefSeq names its product putative nuclease HARBI1. The coding region runs from base 551 to 1594 and encodes 347 amino acids. The record is from RefSeq and is a predicted model, not a curated record. NCBI's taxonomy places the organism in Eukaryota, Metazoa, Arthropoda, Arachnida, Ixodida, Ixodidae. The transcript is spliced from 4 exons.